Messenger RNA from Heterobilharzia americana, 1278 nucleotides. The record is from the annotation of a GenBank genome assembly. Lineage: Eukaryota; Metazoa; Platyhelminthes; Trematoda; Strigeidida; Schistosomatidae.
AUGUUGUUGUUGCAACUGCGUUGUAGACAAAAUCAUGCUAACAGUGGACUUUGCUUAGCUGUUGUAUUUAUUCUUAGUAAAUCAGUAAUAUCAACGGCUAUACUCUACAUCAUCAAUGCCUUCUUCAAAACAGUAUUUAGUGAUUGGUAUCGUGAACCAACUUCUCAGAUAGAAACUGAGGCGUUAAAAGAAAACCGCGAGCUACUUGAACAGGCAGAGAAAAACAUGAAUCAGAAAGGUAAUCGUAGUACUUGCGGCAAUGCAGCAGCUGGGCUUAUCGUCCUCCCUACUCGUCUAAAUGCAACCACUUCUCAAACAAGUCUAACAAGCGGGACAACACAAAGUGGUAGCAUUAAUGGUGAAAACACGAUACCUCAGCAGUCUAUUCCAAAUCACCUCGUAUCUAGUCAAAAACAGGAUGCAUUUAGUUCUCAAAGUAAAAACAAUGCGGAUCCAUUUGCUGCUUUUACACCGUCGAAUUUUUCAUCGGCUCCAAACUUUACUGUUGCAAAAACAGACCUCUUCGCUAACUUCUCUCCCAAAGUCCCAGCUUCUACCAAUAGUAAUGUAACAACGCAGCUGUUUCCCAAUGUAAAUUCGACAUCUAGUAGUAUGUUUUCAAAUUCAUCCAUAAAUACAGCUACGAAUUUAUAUGGUUCAAAUAGUGGUGAUAAGUAUGCUGCACUUGCGGAACUGGACGGACUAUUCAAAAGUACUGGAAUAAAAACAUCUAAUUCGGAUAGUCUAGAAAAACAGAUCGAUGACAACAUUGUAACCAAAGCCAACAUUUCCAUUGUAAAUGCUAGUCAGUGGGUCACCUCAUUUACACCUCAGAUUUCCUAUCCCAACAUUCCUGUUGUCGGUACACAUGGAUGGCCUACGAGUACACCUUUCCAAGACAAUGCCCAAUCACUUAAUCCUUUUCUCAGUUCAGCUUCUGGUGUUCAGAAUCCUGGAGUUUUAAUCGAUUCCCCAAUCCAUUUGCAAUUUCCUGAACCUGUAAGUUUGGCAAAUCCAGAAAGUAGAAAUCCUUUCCUUUCUAAUCCUCCACAAUCAUUCACUAUGAAUCCAUUUUCCGGUUCAACAAACUCUACUUCCAUCUCUUAUCCACAGUCAGCCACAAAUUCUUUCUCACCGGUUAUACAUCCAGUCAGUAGUUUUCCUGCAAAAAUGAACAAUCCUAUGAAUGGAAUAGUCGGACAACUAGGAACUACUGGAUUUCUUGAUAAUAAUGGUGAUGCUGAUCGUUCACAAAUGUCCAGCUUCAAUCCUUUCUGA